CUCUGGACCAAGUCUUCUCUCGUUCUUCUCUUUCCUUUCUCAUCCUCUCCAUCGUCCCCCCUCGAUGGCCAUUUUUACUCUGCCCCGGUCGUUCCAGAGCAAUGUCUUCUCUCCCCAGAACCCGAUGGCAUCCGCCGCCAUGAGCGCGACAGGCUCCAGCUCCAGCUCCAGCUGGAUCGCCAGCGCUCCAUCACAACACCCGCCAUUCUUCCAUCUUGUGCUCCUGGUCUUUGAGGCUGUAUUGGAGGUUAUCUGUGUCAGUUUGCCGGGCUACUUUGCUGCUCGACAGGGCAUGUUCGAUGCAGAGGCGCAGAAGCUGGUGGCGAAUCUCAACGUGACGCUGUUUACCCCCUGCCUGAUUUUCAUUAAAUUGGGCUCUCAAUUGACUGCCGAAACACUCGCCGAUUUGGCAAUUAUCCCCGUGAUCUUUGUCGUUCAAACCGGUGUCUCUUAUCUUUGCGCUUUUGUGAUUGCGCGAUGUUUCCGUUUCAAGAAGCGCCAGUCGAACUUUGUCGCGGCGAUGGCGGUGUUUGGCAAUUCCAAUUCCUCCCUAUCUCUCUCGUCAUGUCGCUCUCUCAAACCCUCAAGGGUCUCCACUGGGAUCGCAUCCCGAACGAUAACGAUGAUGAGGUCGCCGCGCGUGGUAUUCUCUAUCUGCUAAUCUUCCAGCAGCUCGGGCAACUCGUUCGCUGGAGUUGGGGAUAUCAUAUCCUCUUGGCUCCCAAGGAUCGAUACUUGGAGGAUGCAGAGCGGGAUAUCACCGACCAAUCGCGCAUCGAGCAAGGUCAAGCUCGAUACAGCGAUAACCCAGACCAGACGGAUCCAGAUGAGCCGCUGGUUCGCACACGCAGUUCCGACGAUCUCCACCAUUCUCCGGGCGGCAGUAGCCGGUUCCACUCCGGGGAUCAAACGCCCGUAUCAACUCGUGCCUAUUCGUACACCAAGGUGUCGUCUGUUCAUUCUCACGAUGAUUUGGAUCAAGAAGAUGAUUCAGAUGCUCCGCCAUCGGUCUUGGGACCACCUCCGGACGGUCCAUUCUUGCCACGUCAAAACACCGGAGUUGAUAUUCUCUCUUUCCCUGACGUUGAAGCCACUGCGCGCCAAUCCCAAGCCGCAGACAAGACCUUCAUCCAGCGCUGCAAGUCCUCUCUCUGUAAGCGCCGCGAACGUAUCCGUCGCGCCUGGGAGAAGAAGACCGGCGCUGUGUAUGGACGUCUGCCCCCCAAGGCCCAAAAGUGCCUCUCAGCCAUAACUCGCGGUGUAACCCGCUUCCUCCACGGCGCAUGGGACUUCAUGAACCCCCCUCUAUGGGCAAUGCUCGUCUCCGUCAUCGUCGCCUCCGUCCCAGCCCUCCAACACGUCUUCUUCGAUGAAGGUACCUUCAUCCGCAACUCGGUGACCCGUGCCAUUGAUCAAAACGCCCAAGUCGCGGUUCCCUUGAUCCUAGUUGUUCUCGGCGCGAAUCUCGCGCGCAACACGCUGUCAGAGGAGAACCUGGCUGACAUGGAGCACCCCAGUGCGGAGCGUAAAUUGAUCAUCGCCUCGCUGGUCGCGCGCAUGUUCCUGCCGACGCUCAUCAUGGCGCCACUGCUGGCGCUGAUGGCCAAGUUUGUGCCUAUCAGUAUCCUGGAUGACCCGAUUUUCAUCAUCGUGUGUUUCCUGCUUACUGGUGCGCCGUCGGCGUUGCAGUUGGCACAGAUCUGCCAGAUCAAUAAUGUUUAUGUCGGGGCGAUGUCCAAGUUGUUGUUCCAGAGCUAUGUUGUCUGGAUCCUCCCCUCUACUCUCAUUCUGGUUAUGUGUGCCCUGGAAGUCCUCGAGUGGGCUGCCUAAGUCACCCAUACCUUCUCAUUACCUUAUGUACACGUAUAACCUCAAACCCGGCGAAGCAGGUCUUCUCUUUUCCGUGCUUCAUUUUUUUUGAAUGUAUUUAUCCUCACGUUCGAGGACACUUCGGCGUUUUGGGCCCGCGAAUAUGCUUAUCCGGCUGGGCUUGGGCUUUGCAUUGGCGAUUAUGGCGUACGUUGCUUUCUAUCAUUUCUUUCCAGGAUUAGGCUCUACAAUCACACCCUCCUUUGUCUAUGGAGUGAGUUUCGGAAAUUCGAUAUUUUUACUCCCGGUUUACUUGUGGAGAUACGAU
Molecule: messenger RNA, 2137 nt
Organism: Penicillium subrubescens
Lineage: Eukaryota; Fungi; Ascomycota; Eurotiomycetes; Eurotiales; Aspergillaceae
Product: Auxin Efflux Carrier superfamily
Exons: 4
Coding region: 478-1830 (450 amino acids)
Biological process (GO): transmembrane transport
Cellular component (GO): endoplasmic reticulum; membrane
Source: RefSeq, a predicted model, not a curated record